AUGGAAGCCUUUAAAUACCUCUUCGUUUUGUUCCUUAUCAUUGCCAUGUUCAAUGCUGCUUCGGCCGCACCGUUAGGCGAUGUAGGCGAUGUCUCAUCUCCUGAACCCAUCGAAGGUGACGCUCCAUCGUUCCAAAAACGUAUGGUUUGCAAAAUCAUGUGUCCGAUGAAGGUCAAAAGAUACGUUAGUUCUUAUUGUAGAUGCCCCACCUAUCCUUCCCCGGUGUAUGAAUGA
Messenger RNA from Acaulospora morrowiae, 234 nucleotides. Lineage: Eukaryota; Fungi; Glomeromycota; Glomeromycetes; Diversisporales; Acaulosporaceae. The record is from the annotation of a GenBank genome assembly.